UACUCAUUCAAUAAUGCACAAGUCUAAUAAUUGUAUUUCAACACCAUGUGACAGAACUUAUUUCCACCGUCAAAAUUAACUGGUUAGUUGGAAACUGUACAAAGCAUGUAAGUUACUCAUUCCCAAUAAUGCAUAAGUCAUGCUUGGCAGGCGGAAAUAUAUAUUCUUGACAUAAAUAAUACACAAGAUUACUUAAAAUUGUUGUUGUUUGCAGAAAUGCGUAGCCAUGGCUGCUCAUAAACUUUACCUGAAGGCCCUGCUUCUAAUCAUUUCUUUCACAAUUUGUACUUCCGUUGACACCAUUACUAUAAAUCAAACCCUUCAUGAUAGCCACCUUCUAAUCUCCAAAAACAACAAAUUUGCACUUGGAUUCUUCAGCCCUGCAAAUUCAACUUACAGAUAUCUUGGCAUUUGGUAUUAUAAAGUCGGACAACAUCCCGUCGUGUGGGUAGCUAAUAGGAAUCAUGGAAUCCAUGGCUCUUCAGGAGUUUUGUCUGUUAACCGAAAUGGAAAUCUCAUUUUGUAUACGGACAAUGACCGGAAAAUUCCAGCGUGGUCUGCAAAUGUUUCGGUUGAAAUCACAAACGGCACUACUUGUGUUGCUCAGCUCUUAGAUACAGGAAAUUUGGUUCUGAUGGAAAAUCAAACCAAGAAGAUCUUUUGGGAAAGCUUUGAUUAUCCUACAGACUCUCUACUACCAGGCAUGAGACUUGGGCUGAAUCGACAAACAGGUUUUCGCCGAAUCUUAACAUCAUGGAAGUCGGCAGAUGACCCUGGAAUCGGAAAAUACUCACUCGAACUCAUUCCAACAGGAUUUCCACAAGCUUUUCUCUAUGAGGGUAGAAAUCCAAUUUGGAGAGCCAUUCCAUCGCAAACGGGUGUUGAUAUGGAUGUAAGAGGAUACAGGUUUGUUGAUAAUCAAGAUGAGCUAUCUAUUUCGUAUUAUCUUAGGGAUAAGUCUGUUACUAUAACAUGUAUGGUGGACUAUUCAGGAUUUCACAAGCACCAAACAUGGCAUGAAAGUGAGGGGAAGUGGAUAGAAAUCUGGUCAACACCUAAACAUCAAUGCGACAAAUAUAGACGUUGUGGUGUUUAUAGCAAGUGUAAUCCAACACAUUUUUUCGAAUGUGAAUGUUUACCUGGAUUUGAACCGAGAAACCCAAGAGAAUGGAAUGUUAUGAGAGAUGGAUCAGGUGGGUGCAUCAGGAAACGAGCAGAAUCAUACAAAAUGUGCACUCCGGGAGAAGGGUUUCUGAAAGUCAAACAUACUAAAUUUCCUGAUGCAUCAAAUGCAACUUGGUUCGACACAAUUAAGACUAGUGAGGAUUGUGAAGCACAAUGCAAAAAGAAUUGCUCGUGCACUGCAUAUGCGAGCAUUGAUAUUGUAGGGAAGGGCGCGGGGUGUUUGGUGUGGUUUGGCGAAUUAUUCGAUACAACUGAUCUUGUUGAUUCAGGAUUUGAUUUGAAUGUUCGUGUUGAUGCACUUGAAUUAGCUGCUUCCAGAAAAUCGGACAGAUUUCCAGGAAAGAAGAACAUGGUUUCUAUUUUAGCAGUCUCUGUAGCAUCAGCUUGGUUUAUGCUGAUCCUAUUUGCAUUUCUGUUGCUAAAGAAAAAAAGAAAAACGGCAGUGAGCGAUAAAUGGAAGAAAAGAUUUGGAGAGACAUUCGGAAAUUCGUUCCGCCAAAUAGAUGCUGCAGCUGCAAAUGAAGAGGGAGAUAGUAGAAGCCCUCUCGACAUUGCACUUUAUAACCUUAGCACUAUACUUGCUGCAACUCAUAAUUUUUCACCAGCAAACAAACUUGGACAAGGUGGCUUUGGCUCAGUCUACAAGGUAUACAACUCUCUUCAGGGUCGGCUGGAUAAUGGAAAAGAGAUUGCAGUGAAAAUCCUAGGGGAAAAUUCCGGACAGGGGAUAGAAGAAUUCAAAAAUGAAGUAAUUUUAAUUGGAAAACUUCAACAUAAGAAUCUUGUGAAGCUUCUAGGAUGCUGCAUUGAGGGAAAAGAAGCCAUGUUAGUUUAUGAAUACUUGUCAAACAAAAGCUUGGACUUAUUGUUGUUUGAUGAAGCUAGAAGGUCGAUCUUGGAUUGGAGACAACGCUUUAAAAUUAUUGUUGGAAUUGCUCGUGGAAUUUUAUAUCUUCACCAAGACUCGAGGUUGAGAAUAAUUCAUAGAGAUUUAAAAACUAACAAUAUUUUAUUGGAUGAAAAAAUGAAUCCAAAAAUUUCAGAUUUUGGCAUAGCCAGGAUAUCCAACGACGAAAAUGUUCAAGAAAAGACGAAUAAAGUUGUUGGAACAUUUGGCUAUAUGUCACCGGAGUAUGUGGUGUUUGGAAAAUAUUCGUUAAAAUCCGACGUGUACAGCUACGGAGUAAUAUUAUUGGAGAUAAUUGCGGGCAAGAAGAACAACAAAUUCUGUGAAGAGGAUCCUUCUUUGAGCUUGAUAGUACAUGUAUGGGAGCUAUGGAAAGAAAAAAGAGCUCUCGAAAUAGUGGAUCCGUCGUUGAAGGAGCUAUAUGUUGCUGAUGAAGCCUUGAGAUACAUCCAAAUUGGAUUAUUAUGUGUGCAAGAAGAUGAAAUCGACAGGCCAACAAUGUUCAAUGUUGUUCUAAUGUUAAAUAGCGAUAUAUCUCUUCCGUCUCCAAAACACCCGGCAUUCAUCGGCAGUAGAAGAUUUUGUAAUAAUCUUAAAUUGCCAAUUACGGAACAAAGAUGUUGUUCUACGUAUGAGAUGACGAUGACCACUGUUCUAAGUCGGUAGAAGAUCGAUAUAUGUACAUAUUGCUCAAUUGAUAUUACUACUGCUAGUAUACCUAUUUUUGUAUUUAGUUAGACUAAGAAUACAAGAAAAGGCAGCAAUUUUUCAGCACCAACUGUAUGUGGAUGUAGUUUCUCAAUUUAUUUGUGAGAAGUGAGAACCAAGGUGUAAUAAGAAGGGGGGGUUGAAUUGUUACUCACAAGAAUUGCAGAAUUAAUA
Molecule: messenger RNA, 2974 nt
Organism: Mercurialis annua (annual mercury)
Lineage: Eukaryota; Viridiplantae; Streptophyta; Magnoliopsida; Malpighiales; Euphorbiaceae
Product: G-type lectin S-receptor-like serine/threonine-protein kinase RKS1
Exons: 7
Coding region: 227-2758 (843 amino acids)
Biological process (GO): protein phosphorylation; recognition of pollen
Molecular function (GO): ATP binding; protein serine/threonine kinase activity
Source: RefSeq, a predicted model, not a curated record